AACGCUGCACACCGCUAGGAGAAAGAAUUUCCCUUCUAAUUCAUCCUUCAAACGAAGAAAUAAUAUUUCUCCUCACCACCUCAACGGCACAGCAGCGGUAAAACAACGCAGAAUCAUUUACAAAGAUGCGGCCAAUGCAGCGCAUUAGAAUCCUGAACAGUCAAACCUUAUAGACAACGAAGCAUAAAUAGGAAAUACGGUAAAACCAGUCGCGCGUGCACCAGCGUCACUCGGCACAUCUCGUGCAUGUCUCGAAAGAAGCAGGAGCUAUGAAAGCGGUACAGUUCCACAAAUAUGGAGACCCAGAAGUGUUGCAGUUGUCGACGAAAGUUGCCAAGCCCACUCCUGGCGAAAACCAGGUUCUAAUACGUGUCAUGGCGGCGGGGGUUAACCCACUAGACACUUACGUCAGGGCUGGGGACUUUGAGGAAGUCGCCUUCCCGCACACCACCGGAUUUGAUACUGCAGGGGUGGUGGAGUCAGUUGGCCCGGGGGUCGAGACAUUUGCCCCAGGGGACAGAGUGUACACGCUGAAGACGGUGACGGGAGGAUGCGCAGAAUUUACAGUGGCUGAUCAAAAUUAUGUGGGUCAUCUUGACAAAGCCUUAUCAUUUGAAGAAGGCGCGUGUAUCGGAAUACCGUAUUACACUGCAUAUAAGGCGCUUAUACUACUUGCGCGAGCAAGACCGGGCGAUAACGUUCUUAUCCACGGAGCAAGUGGGGGAGUUGGAGUAGCGGCGACUCAGCUCGCCAAGGCACGGGGGAUGAACGUUAACGGCACAGCAGGUACCGACGAGGGGAUAAGCUUUGCUAAAGACAAUGGCUGUAUGAACGUUUUUAAUCACAGGCUCAGAGGACACGUCAAUCAACUUGUAGAUGAAACUGACGGCGGUGGAUAUGACGUCAUUAUAGAAAUGGCGGCACACGUGAACAUGAGCAAUGACAUGGAACUUAUGCGACGCAAUGGAAGAACCAUAAUUGUUGGCUCAGCCGGGGAAGUGAAUGUCAGUCCUUCAAACACCAUGGAGAAGGAAAGUUGGUUCAGGGGGGUCAGCGUCCUCUCGUCAUCCCCUGAGGAACUGGUUGAGAUCAGGAACGCCAUUGAAGCAGGUCAAAGGUCAGGUUGGGUGAGACCCAGGAUCGACUCGAGCUUCCCAAUGCAGAAAGCCAGUGAGGCCCAUAAGCUGCUUACUUCGCGGAAAGGCGCGAAGGGAAAGAUAAUCAUUACUGUAUAAAAUAAUGUACAAUAUUGAGGUCAGGUUCGCAUGUAACGGAUCAUUUUCAUGAUUUAUCAUAUCGUGAGUGUUUUUAGAAUCACGACUCAGAUUUCCUCUCAUUUAAGUGUACUUGUAUGUAACUGGAUCCAUCUUUAUUCUUAAAGAUUAAAAUUGAAAAGAAAUAUA
Molecule: messenger RNA, 1403 nt
Organism: Haliotis rufescens (red abalone)
Lineage: Eukaryota; Metazoa; Mollusca; Gastropoda; Lepetellida; Haliotidae
Product: zeta-crystallin-like
Exons: 1
Coding region: 270-1235 (321 amino acids)
Cellular component (GO): cytosol
Molecular function (GO): mRNA 3'-UTR binding; NADPH binding; quinone reductase (NADPH) activity
Source: RefSeq, a predicted model, not a curated record